CAAAAGUACCAAGUCAAAUUUUUUGUUUCUGCCUACACAUUUUAUAUGUUUUAAAUAGAAAUUGCAAUCAUUUAUUAAAUAAAAUUUGAAAAAGAACUAUGGAUGAAAAACAGAAUAAUACCUACUUAAACAAACAAACAAAUAUAAUGAAAAAAGAGCUUGACAUUUUAAUUUCUAGAUAUACAAAAGAAUUGGCUGAAUUAGAAGAGAGAGAAGACAGUUUAAUAAGAGAAAUAGACAUUUUUGAGAAUCUUAAACUUUGUUUGACAGUUUGGUACGUUUGGAAGGGGGUUUCAGUGGUAGGAAUGUCUUCAAGUGACAUUAAUGUGUUCGUACAAAAAGAAGCUGAAGAAGCAAACAAAAAAUUCAUGCAUUUUGAUGGUAUUUUGAAUCAACUCCAACAAGCAGUUCAGCUAAUAAAAGACGAAGAAACAGAAAUUAAGAAAAGGAUAUAUGAGCUUAAAUUAUUAAGUGAUAAACAUGAUAAAUGUCUUGAUAAAAUGCCGGAAACAAUCCUACCAAACAACCAAGAACAGAAAAUCGAAGAAAUGAAGAAUAAAAAGGAAAUUUUGUUAAAACAUGAAGAAGAAAAGUCAAAAGAUUUGUUAGAAACUGACCAAAUCGAUUGGAAAAAGGCUUGUGAUGAUUUACUACAACAAGUGAAUGAGCUAAAAAAAGAUUUAAAAGAUUCUGCAAAAAGUCUAAAAGAAAGUGAAAGCUAUGCAAAACAUUUAGAAAACAAAUACUUGAGGUUAGAGAUGGAACUUAAAGAAAAAAUUGAACUGUUGGAAUCUAAAAAUGAUGAAUUAAUAUUACAGAAAGAAGUCCGAAAAAGUAAAGAGGUUCUCUUAUCAAUGCAAGAAGCUCUAGCAGAAGUACAGUCAUUAAAAGAAUCACUGUCUAAUUUGACAACACACAGCAAGGUCAAUCAUCAUAAACCUGUAUCCCAUGAUGCAAUGAUGACGCCAUCAAAUGAUCAAGGUUUUACUGAUGUUAUUAAAACAAAUGAAAGAAAUUUGGACGAUUCAGGAUCUAAAAUUGUACCUGCACUUAAUACUGUUAGUACUGCAUCUGAAAUAGCUACAAUUGGGCCAUUGGAAUUAAAUCAUGAAAAUAAAGUUUAUGCUAAACAAUCGGAGAGUCCUUUAGCUGCCACACAAUUAUUAGGAGGUCCUGCAGAAGAGGAGUUAAAGGAGGAGUCUAAACUAAUGCAACCAACCCUUCAAUCUGCUAGUCCUGAUCAAGGCAAGACUUUUCCAACUGUUAAACCUGUUGUUAACUACACAACUUCUAAAUCUGCUGAUGAUGGGACACGUCCAUCAAAAACUCCAAUGGAUUCAGAGACAUCACACAUUUCUGAUUCAUCAGUAACCAAGCAAAACUACAGUCAUUUAUCCCCAUCACAAACAGUAGCUAGCCCUAUAGCCACACAUGUUUCAGUUGAUGCGAAAUCUUCUAAAAAAGCUCAAACUAGUCAGGAGGAUUUAGAUUUGGUGCUUUCAUUCAAAACUGCCCAUCCUUCUUCAACCAAUAAAUACACUUCAGACCAGACAAUUUCUAAACAUGAAACGCUUGAGUCAAAGGAAGGAAACAAAGUUAUUUCUGAACAGUCUGAGGUAAAUGUGUUUGUGUCUGAAAAGGCAAAAGGUGCUAUAAUCCCUCAUAUUUCUAGUAAUGAGUCAUCUAAUAAAGAACAACCAGAAAAACAAGAUGAAAUCGGUUCAGGGCACAUACAUCCUCCAGUUGAAACUGUGAAUUCUGAUGAGCAAAUGGCUGUUCUAAAGACUACAUUUGAUUCAUACCAUGAAAUAUCUGAAGAUAAAAAACAUCAAUCAAAUACUUUAACUGACCCUAGUGAAUCAGAAGUUACUUAUCAAUUGACAAAGAAGCAGUCUUUUUUGCCCAAGGUUUCUGGCAAGUCUUUGAUUGCACCAUUGGAAUCUAAAGGCACAAAGGAAUCAUUUGUAAAAUUGGCUAGCUCUGAAACCACACACACUCCAGUGGAUGUAUUAUCUACUGAAAUAGCUAAAAAAACUCAAUCCGGAAUCACAGAUUCUGCACACAGGAUCAGCAAUGAUGUGGCUGUUUUAAAUGAGGGAUCUGUUCCAAAUAGGGUGAUUUCUGAAUAUUCAAAAGAUAAAAAAGAUAAAUCAUAUAUUUUAAAAACUGUUGUAUUUGAUUCUGAAUGUGCAAACAUUUCUGACCCCUUGACAAGGAAGCAACCGUAUGUGUCACAGAUGUCCGAAAUUGCUGUCAGUUCACCAAAGGAAUCGGAACAGUUUGAUAAUAACUUAAUUUCUUCACAAACAUCAGUUGGUCCUGAUACCACAAAUUUUAAAAACAGUGAAUUUAAUUGUCCAGAAGAGAGAUCCAACCAAUCAAAAGCAUCUGUUAAACAAUCAUUUAGUAAAUCUUCACAUUUAAAACAACCUGAAUUGGAAAAUGCAGAAUUGAUUCAGCCACCAUCUUCUCACAUUGUUAAGACUAUAUCCAAAGGGGAUAUCUCCACAUCAAAUGUCUUACCUUUUACGAAAGGCACAAGAUCACACAAUGAAUCACCUUUGGGAAAAGAAAUAAAAAGGUUGAUUAAUAGAUACAAUGCAGAUUUAACUUCUUUGGAAGAAAGAAAAGAACAUUUGGUACAACAAAUUGAAUUAUCAGAAUACCUCAUUCCUAUUGUUUCUGCAGGAUAUUUUUUAAAGCUAUUUCAAAAUAUAGAGAUACCCUAUAAAGAAGAUGAACCAUUACCAAACCACAAUGAAGAGGUAAAAGCAAGAGAAAAAGUCGAGAGUCUUAUAAUUUUCUUGAAGGAACUUCAACAAGCAAUUGAUCUAAUAAGAAAUGAAGAAGACAUGAUAUUGAAUAGAAUAAAAGAACUUGGACAGUUUAUUUCAGAUGAACAUAACCAGGUCCCUCAUAAAUUUGGAAUACAUAGAUUAAAUCAAGGAGAGGCUACUCCUGUUUUACUUGGAAUCACGGAUGGAUUAGAAACUAAUCAAAAUAAAGCACCAAUUUCAGACGAUCAAAGAAUAACAUUUGAUGAAGCAUUAAAACCUAAAGACAUUGAUUGGAAAAAGAUAAGUGAGAAUUUACAAUUUGAGAUAAGUGAGCUCAGCACAAAACUAAAUACUUCCUCACAACAGCUAAGGGAGAAAGAAGAACGAGUAAAGUUUUUAGAAGAAGAGUACGCUGCGUUAGAAAGGCAAUUACAAUCUAAAAUUCAAUUGCUAGAAAAAAGGCAAACCAAAUUAUUUACAGACAUUAUAGACCAAGAAGCACAAAAGAACAUACAGGAAGAGCUUGACAACAAACAAAUUAUUUCUGGAUUGCAAGAAUCUUUGGCAGAAGUAAGGUCAUUGAAAGAAAAUUUAUCAAAAUAUUCAACAAAAACUGAGGCUGAAAAUAUAGACCCUAAGGUUGUUGCAGUAGCUGCUGCUGAAACUCCUACCUCUUCUCAUGCUGACGUGUCAGAUGUUUUAGAUCUAUUAGGCACUGAAAAUAUUGAUCUCAAACCGUCAAUUUUAUCUCCGGAAGAUGUUAUCACAUUUAAACCACAGAAAGAUAUAAUUUCUCUAAAACCUCAAAUCUUUGAGUCUGUAACUGCCUCAGAGAUGAUAGUUAAACCUAUAAAAUCAGAUGAAGAUUUAAAACACAUGGCUGAAGACAAAGAUAUGGAUGUUCCAGUCCAUACAUCUUCCCUGUUAUCUAUCAAACGGAUGGAUCAGGAUGCAUUAUUAGAACAAGAUGAAAGUCAAAUAACAGAAACAGGAAAAUGUGAGCUAGACCCUAGAUUAGAAAGCAAAUUACUUAAAUAUGAUAUCAAACAAAGAACAAGCUCUGUUGGAGCUCUAGAUAUCACUAAACAAAAAAUUGUGUCCGAGACAACAGAAUCUCAUGAUAAAUUCUCAAAAUCAAGUGAAAACCUGGAAAAGCAUUCAAAGGUGUCUAAUGAGCUGACAUUAUCAAAUGAAGAACCUCAACAAAUGUUUGACAAUGAAGAAGAAAAAGAGAAAACAUUGAAUGCCUUACCUGACAAAGAAGCAACUACAUUACCAUCUAAAGUACAACUUAUUAAAAGUUCUGAAAAUAAAUUAUCCGAAAUGGAGGGAGAGUCAAAAUUACUUUCUACCAUUAUUGAUGGUUCUACGAGUACUAAACUAAAAACCAAUUUAGAAUCUUUAACAGCUUCUCAUGAGGUCACACCAGAAGUAGCAAAUGUACAAGGAAUCAAAUCACAGACAUCUGAUCUCAUAUCUAAAACCGAUAGUAAAACACCAUCAAAAAUGGAACCACUGUCUAAAGAACAUGUUCCUGAAACCCUACAAAGCAAAUUAUCAAAAUCUGAAAUAGAACCACAACCAGUUAGUCAAACUAUUGUGGAUCCUGUUGGUGUUACAGGAAGUGAAAUAGUACACAAAUCAACAGCAUCUGGUGUGGGACCUCAGGACAUGUCAGAAAAUGAAGAACAUACAGAAAAGACCUCUGAUGUUUUACCUGAAACAGAAGUGACAAAAUCACAAUCUAGAAGAUCAGAACCUAAAACACAGUUACAUAUACCACUUGAAAGCAAAUUAUCCGAACUAGAGGGAGAGUCAAAAUUACUUACUCCCAUUAUUUCAGUCCAAGGAAAGGCUCUCCCAUCAUUGGUUACUCCCAUUAUUGAUGGUUCCAUGAGUGAAUCAAAAACCAAAUUACUUUCUUCAACAGCUUCUCAUGACGACUCACCAAAAAUGGCAGAUGUACAAGGAAUUAUAUCACAGACAGCUGGUAUCAUUUCUAAAACCGAUAGUAAAAUGCCAUCAAAAAUGGAACCACUAUCUAAAGAACAUGUUCCUGAAACCCUACAAAGCAAAUUAUCAAAAUCUGAAAUAGAACCAAAACCAGUUAGUCAAAGUAUUGUGGAUCCUGUUGGUGUUACAGGAAGUGAAAUAGUACACAAAUCAACAGCACCUGGUGUGGGACCUCAGGACAUGUCAGGAAAUGAAGAACAUAUAGAAAAAACUUCUGAUGUUUUACUUGACACAGAAGUGACCAAAUCACAAUCUAGAACAUCAGAAUCUAAAACACAAUUACAUAUACCACCUGAAAAUAAAAUAUCCGAACUAGAGGGAGAUUCAAAAUUACUUACUCCCAUUAUUGAUGGUUCCAUGAGUGGUCCCAUUAUUUCUGUGCAAGGAAAGGCUCUCCCAUCAUUGGUUUCUCCCAUUAUUGAUGGUUCCAUAAGUGAAUCAAAAACCAAAUUAGUAUCUUCAACAGCUUCUCAUGACGACUCACCAAAAAUAGCAGAUGUACAAGGAGUUAUAUCACAGACUUAUGGUCUCAUUCCUAAAACCGAUAGUACAACACCAUUAAAACAGGAACCACUAUCUAAAGAACAUGUUCCUGAAACCCUACAAAGCAAAUUAUCUAAAUCUGAAAUAGAACCACAACCAGUUAGUCAAACUAUUGUGGAUCCUGUUGUUGUUACAGGAAGUGAAAUAGUACACAAAUCAACAGUGUCUGGUGUGGGACCUCAGGACAUGUCAGAAAAUGAAGAACAUACAGAAAAUACCUCCAAAGUUUUACCUGACACAGAAGUGACUAAAUCACAAUCUAGAACAUCAGAAUCCAAAACACAACUACAUUUACCACCUGAAAAUAAAUUAUCUGAACUAGAGGGAGAGUCAAAAUUACUUACUCCCAUUAUUUCUGUGCAAGAAAAGGCUCUUCCAUCAGUGAUUACUCCCAUUAUUGAUGGUUCCAUGAGUGAACCAAAAACCAAAUUACUAUCUUCAACAGCUUCUCAUGAUGACUCACCAAAAAUGGCAGAUGUACAAGGAAUUAUAUCACAGACAGCUGGUAUCAUUUCUAAAACCGAUAGUAAAAUGCCAUCAAAAAUGGAACCACUAUCUAAAGAACAUGUUCCUGAAACCCUACAAAGCAAAUUAUCUAAAUCUGAAAAAGAACCACAAACAGUUAGUAAAACUAUUGUGGAUCCUGUUGGUGUUACGGGAAGUGAAAUAGUACACAAAUCAACAGCAUCUGGUAUGGGACCUCAGGACAUGUCAGAAAAUGAAGAACAUAUAGAAAAUACCUCUGAUGUUUUACUUGUCACAGAAGUGACUAAAUCACAAUCUAGAACAUCAGAAUCCAAAACACAACUACAUUUACCACCUGAAAAUAAAUUAUCUGAACUAGAGGGAGAGUCAAAAUUACUUACUCCCAUUAUUUCUGUGCAAGGAAAGGCUCUUCCAUCAGUGCUUACUCCCAUUAUUGAUGGUUCCAUAAGUAAACCAAAAACCAAAUUACUAUCUUCAACAGCUUCUCAUGAUGACUCACCAAAAAUGGCAGAUGUACAAGGAAUUAUAUCUCAGACUUAUGGUCUCAUUUCUAAAACCGAUAGUACAACACCAUUAAAACAGGAACCACUAUCUAAAGAACAUAUUCCUGAAACCCUACAAAGCAAAUUAUCAAAAUCUGAAAUAGAACCAAAACCAGUUAGUCAAACUAUUGUGGAUCCUGUUGGUGUUACGGGAAGUGACAUAGUACACAAAUCAACAGCACCUGGUGUGGGACCUCAGGACAUGUCAGGAAAUGAAGAACAUAUAGAAAAAACUCCUGAUGUUUUACCUGAUAAAGAAGUGACAAAAUCACAAUCUAGAACAUCAGAAUCUAAAACACAACUACAUAUACCACCUAAAAAUAAAUUAUCUGAACUAGAGGGAGAGUCAAAAUUACUUGCUCCCAUUAUUUCUGUGCAAGAAAAGGCUCUUCCAACAUUGGUUAUUCCCAUUAUUGAUGGUUCCAUGAGUGAACCAAAAACCAAAUUACUAUCUUCAACAGCUUCUCAUGAUGACUCACCAAAAAUGGCAAAUGUACAAGGAAUCAAAUCACAGACAUCUGAUCUCAUAUCUAAAACCGAUAGUAAAACACUAUCAAAAAUGGAACCACUGUCUAAAGAACAUUUUCCUGAAACCCUACAAAGCAAAUUAUCAAAAUCUGAAAUAGAACCAAAACCAGUUAGUCAAAGUAUUGUGGAUCCUGUUGGUGUUACGGGAAGUGAAAUAGUACACAAAUCAACAGCACCUGGUGUGGGACCUCAGGACAUGUCAGGAAAUGAAGAACAUAUAGAAAAAACUUCUGAUGUUUUACCUGACACAGAAGUGACCAAAUCACAAUCUAGAACAUCUGAAUUCAAAGAAAAACUACUUGUCCCACCUAAAGGUGAAUUAUCUGCAAUAGAGAGAGAGUCAAAAUCACUUCCUUCUGUUAUUGAUGAUUCUACUAAUAAGUCGAAAACCAAAUUAGUACCUUCGUUGAGAGCUCCUCAUGAGGUCUCACUAGAAACUGAAAAUGGCCAAAAGGGAAUAUCACUCACAUCUGAUGUCAUUUCUAAAACAGAACUUACAUUGUCAACAAAAGAGUCACUACCUAAAGGAUAUACUACUGAAGCAGUACAAAACAAGCCUAUUCAUUCCAAGGUGCAACUUAUCCCUGAAAAGUCUUCAAGGAACGCUAGCGGUACUUUAACCAUAAAGCUGGAUAAUAUUGAUCCUCUUGAAGAAACAACUGUUUUAGCUUCUUCACAAUCUAAUAAUGAACCAGAAAUACCGCAACAGAAAUUGUCAGUUCGUGCAGACACCAAGCCCAUAAGAAGUGGUGCCAUAGAUGACCCUACAAAAAAAGUUGUUGGCCAAGUUAAAAUGGUUGCAGAGCCAAAAACUCAUCCCUUAAAAACGACUGAUGGUAGACCUGUUAAGGUAGACACUACAGCCACAGAAGAUAUGUUAACAUUAGUUAAAGAAGGUGUAGACAUUAAAUCAGUUCCACUUGAAAUCAGCAAAGGAAAGGAACCAAGUCUGCCAACGAAGAAAAUUGAUGAACCCAAGAUAGAAACACAAAUUGUUCAACGUAAACUGUGGGAGAAGGAUCACCUGAUCAAGUCAAUGGCUGACCAAUUACGUGAGAUAUUCCACAACAGCCAGUCGCCUGGCAGCAUCAAGGGUCUAGAGGAAGCCACAAGCAGUGACCCUGUCAAGACAUAUGACUUUGACGUAGAUACUCUACUCAUGUAUCUCAAAGGGGAAGAGCCUCAGAACUACCCAGAAUUCAUGAUGAGCAAUGAAAAAUACUCAAGCCUCAAUCCACUAAACGUAAAAAUAGUAAAAAAACUUGAUGACAACAGUCUAAUGAUUGAAUGGGGACCUCCACCGCCAGCAGAAGUUGUUGGAUUUCAGAUAUUUGUAAAUGGUCAUUUCAUGUACUGGGCACAUUCAGCAAAGCGAAACUUGGCACUGCUUCAACCUCUGGACCUCAAGCUGCUCCUCGACAUUACUGUCUGCCCUAUCAAUGUAGAAGGCCAAAUUAUGUUUCAAUCCAGUACAACUUAUAAGCCUGAGUGAAAUAAUUUAGAGAUCAGUAUUUAUUUUUAAUGUAUAUAUUCUAAUUUCA
Molecule: messenger RNA, 8430 nt
Organism: Macrosteles quadrilineatus (aster leafhopper)
Lineage: Eukaryota; Metazoa; Arthropoda; Insecta; Hemiptera; Cicadellidae
Exons: 8
Coding region: 99-8381 (2760 amino acids)
Source: RefSeq, a predicted model, not a curated record